AUGGAGGAUGUAGACGAGUGUUUGACAGCAAAUGGCGACUGUGACCAGACUUGUGCCAACACCAUCGGGAGUUACAACUGUUCCUGUGUCAACGGCUACCUCCUGAACUCUGACCUCCACACCUGUGGUGAUGUGGAUGAAUGUGCGACCGACAACGGUGGCUGCAACCAAACCUGCGUCAACAAUAUGGGAAGUUUCAGCUGUAAUUGUGGCAUUGGUUAUCUCCUGAACACUGAUGGUGCUGGCUGUGACGAUGUUAAUGAGUGUGACACUGCAAACGGCGGCUGUGACCACGUCUGCACCAACUCUAUCGGGAGUUUCUCCUGUUCCUGUGGACACGGGUACAUCCUGAACAUGGACGGUUUUGUUUGUGACGGUACGGCCUGUCCAUUUUAUUUAAACGUUGAUGAGUGUGCAACUGCCAACGGAGGCUGUGAACAAAUCUGCACCAACUUCCCCAGCAGUUUCAACUGUUCCUGUCAGGUCGGGUAUGUUUUGGACGCUGACAACGCUGCCUGCAAUGAUGUGAACGAGUGUUGGAGCAGGAAUGGUGGCUGUUUGCACAACUGCCACAACACCGUGGGGAGUUUCUCCUGUUCCUGUCUGACGGGGUAUCUAGAUAAUGCUGACGGCUUUACAUGUGACGAUAUCAAUGAGUGCUCUUCACAAAAUGGUGGCUGUGAGGACUUCUGUACCAACACUGCUGGCACAUACAGCUGUUCCUGUUCGGAUGGAUAUGCUCUGACUGAGAAUGCACACAACUGCACAGACGUGGAUGAGUGUACAGAGUCCCCUCACAUCUGUGGUGACCAUGCCGUGUGCACCAACUCUAUCGGAGUCUUCGAGUGCACAUGUGACCAGGGUUACGCUAUGAACGAAGAGGGAUGCCAAGACAUAGACGAGUGUGCUGCAGAAGAGUCCCCUUGUGAUCCGAAUGCGUACUGCCAGAACACCAUAGGCUUCUUCGUCUGCAUCUGUGGUGAUGGUUACAUGGGGAACGGGACUUCUUGUGAAGAAAGAGAAACUACGACAGCAGCCACAGUGACCACAAUAUCACCAACAACCGAGACAACAGAAGCUGAAACAACCCGUCCCAUCAUUCUACCCGCUAGUACCACUGCUGAAUCAACCUUCCAGCCCGUGGAAGAGAUCACAACAGCCGAGGACAUCUUCCAUGAGCUUGGCACCCACGCAGCGACAACUAAGGGCUUUACACUUGGCGGUAUAGUCUAA
Branchiostoma belcheri (Belcher's lancelet) is the source of this 1233-nucleotide messenger RNA. RefSeq names its product signal peptide, CUB and EGF-like domain-containing protein 3. Bases 1 to 1233 code for a protein of 410 amino acids. Gene Ontology annotation, molecular function: calcium ion binding. The record is from RefSeq and is a predicted model, not a curated record. Lineage: Eukaryota; Metazoa; Chordata; Leptocardii; Amphioxiformes; Branchiostomatidae. The transcript has 10 exons.